ACAUCACGCACGUCACACACAUCACGGACGUCACCCGCAUCACAGACGUCACCCGCAUCACGGACGUCACCCGCAUCAUGGACGUCACCCGCAUCACAGACGUCACCUGCAUCACGGACGUCACCCGCAUCAUGGACGUCACCCGCAUCAUGGACGUCACCCGCAUCACCGACGUCACCCGCACCACGGACGUCACCCACAUCACCGACGUCACCCGCAGCGCGGACGUCACCCGCAUCACGGAUGUCACCCGCAUCACGGACGUCACCCGCAUCACGGACGUCACCCGCAUCACGGAAGUCAUCCGCAUCACGGACGUCACCCACAUCACUGACGUCACCCGCACCACGGACGUCACCCGCAUCACGGACGUCACCCGCACCACGGACGUCACCCGCAUCACGGACGUCACCCGCAUCACGGACGUCACCCGCACCA
Volvox carteri f. nagariensis is the source of this 438-nucleotide messenger RNA. RefSeq lists its product as uncharacterized. NCBI's taxonomy places the organism in Eukaryota, Viridiplantae, Chlorophyta, Chlorophyceae, Chlamydomonadales, Volvocaceae. The record is from RefSeq and is a predicted model, not a curated record. The annotation marks the transcript as partial. The transcript has a single exon.